Schistocerca piceifrons (Central American locust) is the source of this 4147-nucleotide messenger RNA. RefSeq names its product ubiquitin carboxyl-terminal hydrolase 8 (gene Usp8). The record is from RefSeq and is a predicted model, not a curated record. The transcript has 16 exons. The coding region runs from base 494 to 3451 and encodes 985 amino acids. Gene Ontology annotation, biological process: protein deubiquitination. Lineage: Eukaryota; Metazoa; Arthropoda; Insecta; Orthoptera; Acrididae. Gene Ontology annotation, molecular function: cysteine-type deubiquitinase activity.
UGGUUUUAUUUUAUUUAUGGGGGAAGUAUUUGAAUAUUAUUUAAUUUGUGUUACCGUUAUGGUGGUGCCUUUUCACUUGUCAUGAAUUUCGCGUUCUUUAGAUACUCUUUCACUUUUGCAGAUACUCUUGUAAACACACACAAGAUCUUUAUUGUAUAUAUGCCCCAUACAAGAAGUUCCGUCUACUUCGAGUAUAACUUCGCUGAGUCGGUAAACGGAUUAAACCUGGGUGAUCUUGUUAGUGUAUGUAAAACUAUCUUUGGCGUGUAUGGGAAAUAAGAUGAGGAAAAUAUUUGCGUUGUGCAUUAAAUAUGUGUGUUGAUGUCCACAUCGGUGUAUAAAGUUCGGCGGGUGGUUAUUUCUUAUCCAUACUUGACGAUUGUUUGUUUUUAAAUGAUACGACGUUUGCAUUUGUUGCAAAGAUUUGUAAAACGAACUGUUGCAUGACAGUUGUGACAGAUCGUCGUACAAGUGUUUCGACAAGCCAUAAACAAUGCCGGAUACAAGUGUCAAGCAAAUAUAUUUAGGAAAAUGCCUCAAUGACUUGAAGCCCAUGCUUGAUUGUGGAAAAGAUAUUAUGGGCAGAAACCCAGAAAUAUUACGGAAAUCUGCUGCGAAAAUACUUCUAGAAGCUCAACAAUCCCUCAAAGACGGGGAUGAGGAGAAGAGUUAUGUUUUACAUAUGAGAUACAUAGAAACAAUGAUGUAUGUUCUCAAGAGAGAAGAACCCAAGAGUAAUAGAAAAGCUGAUUCAUUAAGAGAUGCAUUAAAAGAAAGCGUAAUAGCUGCUGAAAAACUGUCUCGAAGUCUUGAAAAACGAUACAAGGCUCUACAAGACCAAGAAAAGCAACGUAUUGUGCCAAAGGCUGAAGAAAAAGGCUCAUCAGAUGAAUUACAGAAGGAAGUUCCAAAAAUUAAUGAGCCUAAAAAGAAGGAAGAACCAUUUUAUAAUGGCUUACCAGAGUCCAGUAUCACUAGUGAGAAGCUCUUUGAACUUCUCAUGGACCACAAACUGGAAAUAGUAAUAUUUGAUGCUCGUCGUACUACAUGUUUUGUGAAGUCCCACAUAAAACUCGGAAACUGUAUUGCCAAUGUUCCAGAAGAAAUCAUUAACAAGGGGCAAAGUGCAGCUACACUGGAAAAGUUGUUACCCCCAAAGUCUAAAGAAUUGUGGUCAAAACGUGGAAAAGUUGACUUAAUAAUUCUCAUGGAUUGGACGUCAAAACAUUCAGCUCUCAACGAGGACAGUAAGUUGAAGAUCCUGAAAGACACAUUGAUAAAGUGGGAUCCAGAUACAAAGUACAAACAUGAACCUGUCAUACUGGAAGGAGGAUACAGUGACUGGUUGGACAGAUAUCCUAUGUAUACAACAAACAGCCAUGUUGUUGCACCAGUGUCUGCUAAUUCCAAUGAUUUGUUUGAACUAUUGGAUACAAUAGAAUACCCUGAUAUAAAUGACUCAGUCACAAAUACUGCACCAUCACUGCCAAAAGUGGAUCGUUCAUCCAAACCAGCACAUGUUGCUAUAGCUGGACCAACUAACAGUAAUAGUACAGCCCCAAGUGACGCUGAUGCUGGUGGUGGCAGUGUUGUUUCGGAUGCUCCAUCAGUGCAACAUGAUAAUGUGAGUUUUACACCACACAACAAGCCAGCCUUUGAUCGUUCAUCUAAGGCAGCAGCUCUUCAAUUGUAUGAGGAAAGAAGUCGUGCUUUAGCCAGCCUUCUAGAAAAGCGAGAGACAUUGGCAAAUAGCACACUGAAUUUGGAAAAAAACCGGCUUAAAGCAGAAGAAGAGUGGGAGCAAAUUAGACUACGUAAAGAGAAGGAAGCAGAAGAGGAGCUGAGAAUGCAGCUUCAGCAGAAGGAGGAAGAACUGCUAAAAAAUAUAAGGAACUUAGAAAAGGAACGAAAGGAGAAGGAAUUGGAAAACCAAUCACUACGCAAUGAAUUAGAAUUGUACAAAAGUAAAGAGCAGGAGGAAUUAAAUCUGGCAAAAGACAAGAAGCUUGCAGAUCUUGAAAAGGAAGUCAAUGAAAGAAUUAAUCUUACAGAAAAAGAAAUGAAAAAGAUCACCCAACAACGGGAACAAAAAGAACAGGAAAGAAAAGUCGCUGAAAAGAAACAGAGAGAACUCAAAGAACAAGAGAAGUUGAGGAUAGAACAGGUAGCGAAAAGAAAAGAAAAGGAACAUGAAACACAAGAGAAGGAAAAACCAGUCCCUGGAAAAGGUGUUUAUUACACCCACCUCAGACAUGAUGGUCCUUCAACUUCUAGCCCAAUGAAACGAUCCCAUUCAUCUCCAGACUUAGCUAAGCUGGAUGAACCUGAUCGGAGCGCCAAAACACCCCAAGUCGACAGGACAAGCAAACCUGGAAUUGUUUCUCGACCAAAUGAGAUGUUCUACACCCCUCACCAGAAGAAAUUGUACUCUGUUUAUGGUGUUGUGGAACGAGGAUUAACCGGAUUGAAAAAUCUUGGCAAUACAUGCUACAUGAACUCAAUUUUACAAUGCCUCAGUAAUACUUCUCAACUCAAAGAAUUUUUUGUGCAGGGGACAUAUCGUAACUAUGUAAACAAACAGUCUGAUACAAGAGGCUGCAUUGUGGAGGCAGUAGCUGUUGUUAUAAUGAGUUUGUGGAGUGGUCAAUACAGAUACUUUGUGUGUGAUGACCUGAAGGCAGUGGUUGGACGUUUCCGAGAGCAGUUUCGAACAUCUCAACAACAAGAUUCAAAUGAAUUCCUCACUGUACUUAUGGAUUGGCUACAUGAAGAUUUAAAGAAGCUGAAAGAUGAUUCCCGAAUAAAUGAGAGCCAAAGUGUCUUGAAUGAGGCGAGCAAGCAUUUUAUAGAGUUUAAGAGGAAAAACAAGUCGUUCAUUGUUGAUCUGUUUUAUGGACAGCAAAAAUCAACUGUCAAGUGCCUCAGAUGUGACAAAGAAUCAGUAACAUAUGAGACAUUUUCCAAUUUGACACUUCCAUUGCCACAUAAUAACAACUGCUCGCUUGAUGACUGCCUGAAACUGUACUUAGCAGGUGAACGAAUCACUGGCUGGACGUGUCCUGCUUGCAAGGAGAAACGUGAUGCCGUGAAAAAAUUUGACAUUUUGUAUCUACCUCCAGUCUUAAUUAUACAUUUUAAAAGGUUUUAUGUCGACGGUUGGUGUCGGAAAAGACAAAACUAUGUUGAUUUUCCCAUUGACAAACUUGAUAUGGAACAGUAUCUUAAUGAAUCAAGUUACAACCAUUCACACAUGACUUUCAGUUUGUAUGGUGUCUCAAAUCAUUAUGGAACUAUGGAAGGUGGCCAUUAUACAGCAUAUUGUAAAAAUGAUGUAAAAAAUAAGUGGUAUAAAUUUGAUGACCAUGAAGUAAAUGUUAUGCCACCAUUAUCUGUGAAAACUGGUGCUGCAUACAUUUUGUUUUAUGCAUCUUUGCACAGUACAGUAAGCUGAACUGAUAUGUGGCAGAACAUAUUUAUAUGGUUGCUAACAUUUUACAGAAGUAUAUUAGCAACUUCUGUUCAUUUAAAAACUUAUAUUUGCACAUAAUGUACAAAAUUUUCAAUAACAUUGGUUAUUGGGAUUUUUAAAUAUAUGUACAAAAUGCUUUUUAAAUGUGUAGCAAAUAUGGAUUGUGAUGCAUUUGAUAUAGAUGAAAACUUGAGAGAAUCAACACCAAAGAUUAUGGCUGAAGUUGUCGAAGACGCAUUGAAGAUGCUUCAUAUACCAUCACAAUGAAUACUGUGUAUUUUUAAAAUAUGGGCCUGGUAUGUAAAAUGGCUUAAAAUUUGGUAAGGCUGAAAUCAAUUGUAUGAUAAUCUACUGUAUAUGUUUUCUUGUAUUAUUUGUGCUAUGUAUAUUAUGAAAUUAUAACAUGUAUAUAGCAUUUCCAACAAAGUGCCAGAAUAUACAGUAAUGUUGUUAUAAUAAUGCUUGUACUCAUAAGUUAAGUAAUACGUAUGAAUGUUGAUCCUCAUUUUCACUGUAAGCCCACCUUUGUUGUGGUUUGUUAAAUGUGGGAUCCACGUUACAUUAUAAGCAUGUAUCAUGCUGUAUGUUGUAGUCAACAGGAGGCCUGCAAUGUCAGAUGAAUGGCUGUGAUUAUCAUUCAUAAGAGAGCUGUAUGUAAUAAAAUAUCUACAAAAAUUA